AUGCAGUUCAACCGGGCCGGUGAAAGAACGGACGGAGGUGCACCCCUACUGCCUAUGCGGCGUCACCCCUACGACGGGAACAACACCGACCAGCUGCCCUCUCGCCUCAUGGAGGGUCAGUGGCAGAGAUCCAUGGAAGUGCUGAAGGAGAAGCUGCAGGAACUGGGUCUCUUCAACGUCAAGUCCUGGGCUGGCGAUAUGCAGCAAAUCAAAGCAGCAGGUCGUCCAAUGCUGCCCAAAACAAGCAAUUUUGCUCCACCAAGUGGUCCCCUAGGGCCCAUGCCUCGGAUGCCUGCAGGAGCGAAGCCAUUGCCUCAGGGACAGCAACAG
Dibothriocephalus latus is the source of this 330-nucleotide messenger RNA. The record is from the annotation of a GenBank genome assembly. Lineage: Eukaryota; Metazoa; Platyhelminthes; Cestoda; Diphyllobothriidea; Diphyllobothriidae.